UUCACUGUCAUAUGUUUCAGCCACAGAAAAGAUAUUUCGUAGUCUAAUCUAGAACCAGUUCCGGUAUCUUAAUGGAUAACUUCACCGUGAAUUCGUAAAUACAGUGCAAUUAAUUCUUAGCAUUCAUGGCUUCCACUCUUGCCCUGUGUCUAGCACGUGAAAGAAAAAACACUUUCUACCGAUAAACGUUGUGUUAAUUAACCACCAAAAUCCGUUAACUUUACGUCGGGAGAAUAACAGGUAAUAUGAAGCCUGUUGAUUAGACCUGAACAAAUUGAUAAGGCCCAACCCCCCACCCUCCCUCUAACCCCCCUCCCCCUUCUCCCCUACAUAUAUCUCGACUCUGACCUACUGAUAAGAGAGCUGAUAACGAGGUAGCAGUAUCUUCGUCAAUACCUUUCAGCUCGUCUCGUGGUAAAUGAUCCGGUCUGUUGGAAGUUGUGUGCGCGUGUGCUGUGAAGUUUUCUCGUUAUUCUGAAGUGUGAAGUUAGAGAUACAGGAAAAGGAUGUGGAAAAGAAAGUAAACAGAUAAUUAUCGGGAGGAGAGGAAAAAAUGGUAGAUACGAUGGAAAAUGUUUGUGAUAAAAUCUGUUAUCUAGAAACUUAACUAGCGUUGAAAAUCCUCUCCUAGUCCCUUUAACUUUUAUUUUGACCGAAAACUUUGUGGGGAGAAAAAAACAGCUUAUUUUGUAUUUACCUGUUUAUUUUUUCACAGUGGGGUGUAUAUUUUCCCUGUACAGGUAACAAAAGAUAUUUUCAAAAUAUUCCGAACUGUAAAUAUUUCCUGCGCUGACAACGAUUUUUUUUACGAGUUUUGACCACUCGGCUCUCUGGUGUUGUAAUAAUAUAAUCGUAAAUUCUUCAGGUGAUGGAGUAGAUAUUCAGAAGAGAGAGAAAGGGAGAGAAAGAAAGAGAGAGGGAGAAAAUACACUAACAGAAACAACAAAAAACAACAACGAAAAAAAAAAAAACAUUUCUUAGUGAAUCAGUUAAAGAGAAAGAAAGAAAGAAAGAAAAUAACAAUUACAACGAUAGUGUGAAAAAGUUGACGCACUAGUAAAUAGGGAAAAAACAAUAAUAACAAGAACUAAAAAGAAAAAAAAAAAAAACUACAGCAGCAGCCUCCUUAUGAAAAACAGUCAGAGCCCACAACCGCAACAACAGCACCUCUAACAACACCUCAACAACCACAACCCCGACAUAACAACCUCACAACCCCAUAACAGAACCUCACAACCCUGACAUAACAACCUUACAACCCCGACAUAGCAACCUCAGAGCCCGACAUAACAACAACCACAACACCCUAAUAACAAUCCCACAAGCACAACAACAACCACCCUUCCCCUACCCCCCACCCCCCCAAAAGUCUCCAGGAUGGUCAACACGGGCGCAGGAGGCGCUGCGGCCGCGGCGGAGGGCGGGAAGGAGGGGGCGAUCGCGCGAACCCGAAGCAGCGUGUUCCGGAGGGCGCUCUCCACCGUGGGCAUCGUCUCGAAGGAGGAGCGUCUGCUGGCGGCGUCCGACAGCGGCGAAGUGUCAGCCGUCAGCACCCUGCUCUCUGGCGGCGCCGACGUCAACUGGCAGAACGACCAGGGGGAGAGCGCCCUCAUGUACGCGGCCUGGCGGGGGCACGAGGCGGUGGCGGCCUUGCUGCUGCAGCACCCGGCGACGCACGUCAAUCUGCAGGACAGCGACGGGUGGACGGCGCUGAUGUGGGCGUCGCGCGGCGGGCACGCGGGCGUCGUGCGGCUGUUCAUGGUGCACCCCGACACGGAGCCCGACCUGGGCAACGGCGCGGGCGAGACGGCGCUCAUGAAGGCCUCCGUCUACGGCCAUGAGGAGGUAGUGAAGCAGCUGGUCGGCUCCUACAGGACCACGGUGGACAAGCGGCACCCCGACGGCUCCACGGCCCUGCUGUGGGCGGCUGCGGGCGGCGGGGCCAGGUGCGUAGCCGCCCUGCUGGACGCGGGCGCUAGCCUGGGCACCCAGGACUACGACGGCAUGGACGCGCUCAUGUGGGCGGUGUCGGUGGGGCAACCCGAGACGACGGAGCUGCUGGUGAAGCGCGGGAUCGACCUCGGCAGGAAGGACAAGAUCGGGCGCUCGCCGCUGCUCAUGGCCUCCGAGACGGGCCACGUGGAGGUGGCCAGCGUCCUGGUGCAGCACGACGACACGGACCUGAACGCGCUCACCAAGGACCGCGUGACGCCGCUCAUGCGCGCCGCCGAGCACGGCCACUCCGCCAUCGUCAACAUGCUGUGCAAGUGCCACGAGACGGACGUCAACUUGCAGGACAACCAGGGGCGCACGGCGCUCAUGUUCGCGGCGCGCGCGGGCCACGCCGACUGCGCCUACAUCCUGCUGCACCACCCGAGCAUCAAGCCCGACCUAGCCGACCUGGAGGGCCUCACGCCCGCCAUGAUGGCCGCCUUCACGGGCCACGAGGACGUCCUCAACGCCAUCCUGUCGCACCGCAAGGCUUCCCUCAAGCACAGGACGCGCACGGGCUUCACAGCGCUGCUCAUGGCGGCGCGCAGCGGCCAGCGCUCAGUGAUCGAGCGCCUGCUGGCGCACCCCGAGGUGGACAUCAACGAGAGCGACAGCCAGGGGCUGACGGCGCUGGCGUGGGCGGCCAGGAACGGCUCCGGCCACGUGAUCGAGCUCCUGCAGCAGUACGAGCUGCUCCAGCCCGACACGGCAGAUGCCGACGGCCUCACGCCCCUCAUGUGGGCGGCGCGAUGCAACCAGCUGCUCGCCGUCAAGACGCUCCUGCGAGACGCGCGCGGCGACACCGAGCUCAAGGACCAGCAAGGGCGCACGGCGCUUGCGUGGGCCAAGCUGCUCGAGAACAAGGAGAUCGAGCAGCUGCUGACGCGCUACGCCGAGCUGACGACGGAGCUGUCUGACGACGCCGUCGACGACGCGUCCUCGGAGAGCUCCUUCCACACGCCGUCGCGGCUGCACCAGCGCUACAACCACCCCGUCAGCGACAUGCAGGUGGACAACAUCGGCGACGUCGUCAAGCUGCUGGAGAACGGCCCGUACGUCAACUGGCGCCAGAAGACCGGAAAGACGUCGUUCGCGUGGGCGGUGGCGAGCGGGCAGCCCGACGUGGUCAAGGUGUUCCUGCUGGUGCCCGGGCUCGACGUCAACGAGCGAGACGAGCAGGGCCACACACCGCUCAUGGCCGCCGCCCGCAACGGCCACCCGGAGGUGUUGCGCCUCUUGCUCAGCCACGAGAACGUCGGCUACAACGCGGUGGACUGGCGCGGCCGGACGGCGCUCAUGGUGGCGGCGGAGCACGGCCAGAUCCGGGCGCUCUGUGUCCUCCUUAAGUGCUCCGACGUCAGCGUCAACCAGCGCGAUACCCACGGCCACACCGCCCUCACCAUCGCUGCCGCAGCGGGCAUGGUCGAGCUCACCAACGCCCUGCUGCGCCACCCGUCCAUCGACGUCAACGUCCGGGCGGCCGGCGGGAGCACCGCCCUCAUGCUCGCCGUCAGGGCGGGCAACAACGGCGUCGCCGAAAUCCUCAUCAACCACAAGGACACGGACGUCAAUCUGCCCGACGACGAGGGCGACACGCCCUUGCUGGUGGCAGCUGGCCACCAGGGCGCCGUGGAGGUUUCUCGCCGCCUGCUGCAGCACCCACGGGUGGGCGUCAAUCUGCGGGACCCGCAUGGCAGCACCGCCCUCAUCCUGGCCGCCAAGAACGGCCACCUGGAGUGCGCCAAGCUGCUGAUGGAGCACCCGCUGGUCGACGUCAACCUGCGCGACGGCGAGGAGAAGACGGCGCUCAUCUACGCGAGCAUGCUGGGCCGCGAGGGCGUGGUGCGCCUGCUCUUCUCGCACCCCGACGUGGACCCGAACCUGACAUGCCGCGAGAACGGCUACUCGUCGCUGCUGCUGGCGGCGCGCCACGACCACCCGCGCAUCGUGGAGAUGCUGUGCGCCCGCAAGAACGUGCAGGUCAACAAGCCGGACGACUUCCGCACGAGCGCGCUCAUGCACGCCGUCCGCCGCCACUCGCGCCCGGCCGUCGAAGCGCUGCUCGACCGACCCGACAUCGACAUUAACCUCACCGACGCCGAGGGGAAGACGCCGCUCAUCCGUGCCCUCGCGGACGGACACUACGACCUGGCGAUGCUCCUGCUGGCCAGGACGGACGUCGACGUCAACGCGCACACGCUCGAGAACAAGACGGCGCUCAUGUACGCCGCCAUGUUCCCGGAGGGGAUGCCGGCGCUGCGCCUCAUGCUGGCCAACGCCGCCGUCGAGCUGAAUGCCACCGACGAGCGAUCUUGCACCGCCCUCCUGCACGCUUGCAAGUCUGGCAACGUGGACGCCGCCCUGGCCCUGGUGGAGACGAGCGGCGUCGACCUGGAGCUGCGAGACGACCAGGGCAUGACGCCGCUCAUGUGGACCGCCAUGCUGGGCUUCCGUGUCAUCGUCCUCGCGUUGUUGCAGGUCAAGUCCCUGGAGGUGAACGCCCUUACCCCCGACGGCCUGUCCGCCCUUGGCCUGGCGUGCGAGGCCGGCCAAGUGGACGUGGUGCAGCAGCUCGCGUCCCACCCCGCCGUCGACGUCAACGCCACCAACUCCGGCCGGACGCCGCUCGUGGCAGCUCUCGAGCGCGCCCAGCACGAGAGCGUGCGCGUGCUUCUGCAGCACCCCGCCCACUCCCUGUCGCGGGCGGGCGUCCGACCGCCGUACCUCCCGCCGAACCUGAAGACGAUGGUCAACCUCUACAGGAACAACAGUCAGGUCCGCCACGCCCUCGUGCUGUGCGCGCCUCCGCCCUCCCUGGUAGUCGAUGGCGUCGGGCGGGCUGGCGAAGGGUGCGUCGCAGGAGGAGGCGAAGUCGCGUCCGUGCUCCUGUCUCUUCCUAGGCCGUUCCAGGUCAUCCAACACGUGUUACGACGAGCGACACCCCAGUCUCUCUCGACACAAGUACAGGACUUUGCUUCUAAGAUCGAUGCCAAUGCUCAAGGUGCAGCUGUACUCUACGUGAGCGGAGAGAUCCUGAUCACGCCCGCAGGCCCCGCCCUCAGCCUCCCCGCCCCCUCCGCCCACGCCACGCCCACCAACGUCCUCCUCUCCUCCCUCAUUCACGCCCUCGCCCCCGCGCCCACGCUCAUCUUCCUCCUGGACGCCGUGGGUGUGAAAUUCGCCGAGGAUCUGCCUUCAGAUGGGCGGUCGGGCGGCGCUGGCCACGCCCUCGCUCUGCCGCCCCUCGCGCACCCCAAGAUGGCGGCGCUGGCGGGCGUGUCCACAGGCAAGAAGCAGGUGAUAGGGUCGCGGUGCACGGCCUUCAGCGCCGGCUGCGCGAGGGAAAUCAUCCACGGCGUCACCCUCCCUCAGCUGCACGAGCGCGUCAAUCUCUUCCUCGGGCAGGAACGUCGAGAGGAAAACCCUUCGUCCUCGCCGAGAUCGAGAGCCGUUUUCGUGUCGAACAUGACGUACGAGUGGCUUUUCUAGGAGGAUUGUGGAGUCCGUCCUUGUUUUUGUCUUUUCUUCCCGUUUUCUGUGGUGGGAGGGAGGGUGGAGUGGGGGAGGGGGUGUUAUGUCGCUCGUUCUAUGUGGAAGUGGGAAGGUCUUUCUCGUUUUCUGCGGGACGAAGAUGUGUGUAUUUAUUCUUUCGUUUUUGUGUGUGUGGAUUUAGGAAAUGCUUAGUUGUUUUAUGAUGCUAAAGGAUGGUGUAUCUAGUCUUCCCGUUUUUUAAUGAAGUGAGGGAUGCAUGGUAGAUGUUUCCCAUUUUCCAUGAAGAAAAAGUUGUGUUGUUUCCCAUUUUCUAUGAAGAAAAUGUUGUGUUGUUUCCCAUUUUCUAUGAAGUGAAGGGUGAGGGUUGUUUCCCAUUUUGUAUUAAGAGAAUGAUAUUUGGUGUUUCCUAUUUUCUAAGUUAAAGAUAUGUUUUUUUUUCCUAUUUUCUAUAAGGAUAGUGAAGAUCCCUCACUUCGCAGAAGUUUUCCGUUAGGUAGAUAAUGUAUUUCUAGAGUCUGUGAAGUGAGAGAUGUAUUUCCUAUUUUCUGUGAAGUAAGAUUUAUGUUGAGGGUUGUUUCCCAUUUUGUAUUAAGAGAAUGAUAUUUGGUGUUUCCUAUUUUCUAAGUUAAAGAUAUGUUUUUUUUUUCCUAUUUUCUAUAAGGAUAGUGAAGAUCCCUCACUUCGCAGAAGUUUUCCGUUAGGUAGAUAAUGUAUUUCUAGAGUCUGUGAAGUGAGAGAUGUAUUUCCUAUUUUCUGUGAAGUAAGAUUUAUGUUUCCCAUUUUUUUUAUGAAGUGAGUGGUGUGUUUUCCCAUUUUCUGUGAAGGUGAGCUCUGUGAUUUUGAUGUUUCCAAUAUUGAUGAAUGUAUGAUGAAUGUUUGUCAUUUCCUGCGAAGCGAUUGGAUCGCUGUGUAUUUAUCAUAUGCUUUUCAAAGUAUUCUUUUUUGAUGGAGUGAGGAAUAUUUAUCUGAUGUAUUCCAUUUUUUUCUGAUGUAGGAGACGGGUGUUUGAUGUUUAAUCUUUUCAAUGUCCGAAAGGAAUUAAUACAAAUCUUUCAUUUUUUUAUUGAAUGAAAUUGGUGUUUGGUCCUCAUGCAGUUGAGGAUGCGUGUCUAAUGUCUAUUUGUCUAUGGUUUGGCAAUUCUCGUUUUCUAUACAUUCAGGGAUGUUUGGUAGAUAUAUUUCCCAUUUUCUAUGAUGUGAAGUACGUAGAAUUUUUCCCAAUUGAGUUUAAAGCGAAAUAAUACUCUUGGAAAUGAACCAACAGUAAAAUAUCAGUAAUCAUUAAAUUGAUAGGAAAUCAAUCUAAAGACAUAGGCUAUUUUUUUCUGUUUUCAUUUCUGUUGAUUUUGGAAACGAGUACUUUAAGUUUUUAUGUGUUAUGUGUAUGGAUAUUAUAAAGAGUAAUACAAAUGGAAA
Messenger RNA from Penaeus chinensis, 6900 nucleotides. RefSeq names its product serine/threonine-protein phosphatase 6 regulatory ankyrin repeat subunit B-like. The coding region runs from base 1378 to 5481 and encodes 1367 amino acids. The record is from RefSeq and is a predicted model, not a curated record. Gene Ontology annotation, molecular function: protein binding. Lineage: Eukaryota; Metazoa; Arthropoda; Malacostraca; Decapoda; Penaeidae. The transcript is spliced from 10 exons.